Molecule: messenger RNA, 837 nt
Organism: Protobothrops mucrosquamatus (brown spotted pit viper)
Lineage: Eukaryota; Metazoa; Chordata; Lepidosauria; Squamata; Viperidae
Gene: ORAI2
Product: ORAI calcium release-activated calcium modulator 2
Exons: 2
Coding region: 1-774 (257 amino acids)
Biological process (GO): store-operated calcium entry
Cellular component (GO): membrane
Molecular function (GO): store-operated calcium channel activity
Source: RefSeq, a predicted model, not a curated record
AUGAGUUCCGAGUUAAAUGUCCCCGUAGACCCUCCUCCUUCAGCCUGCUGUGCUGAGCCCACUGGCAAGGGCAUGGAUUACCGGGACUGGGUCCGUCGUAGUUAUCUGGAGCUGGUCACCUCCAAUCAUCACUCCGUUCAGGCCCUUUCAUGGAGGAAAUUAUACCUGAGCCGAGCCAAGUUGAAAGCUUCCAGCCGGACCUCUGCCCUCCUCUCUGGAUUUGCCAUGGUGGCAAUGGUUGAAGUCCAGCUUGAGAUGCAGUACCAGUAUCCCCCAAUGCUGCUGAUUGCCUUUAGUGCUUGUACCACCAUUUUAGUUGCUGUCCAUCUCUUUGCUCUACUUAUCAGCACUUGCAUCUUGCCUAAUGUGGAAGCAGUGAGUAACAUCCACAACCUGAACUCCAUCAGUGAAUCUCCCCAUGAACGUAUGCAUCCAUAUAUAGAGUUGGCAUGGGGUUUUUCCACUGUUUUGGGCAUCCUUCUCUUUCUUGCUGAGGUUGUCCUCCUAUGCUGGAUCAAAUUUCUGCCAGUGGACUCCAUGAUGAGAAAUGAUAGUACUGUUAUCCAGAAGACCAGCCAGCAUACAGGCUGGCAUGCAGCCCUCAUCUCUACUAUAAUUAUGGUUCCUGUGGGGAUCAUCUUUGUUGUCUUCACAAUCCAUUUCUACCGGUCACUUGUCCGCCACAAAACAGAACGCCACAACCGAGAGAUUGAAGAGCUCCACAAACUGAAAGUGCAGCUAGAUGGGCAUGACAGAGGUUUGCAAGUUGUGUGACAAAUGGAUGCCUUUUUGUUCCUACACUCAUGUCCAGCUGAGGGGUUUUUUAGAAACAGCAGA